Molecule: messenger RNA, 1713 nt
Organism: Suillus clintonianus
Lineage: Eukaryota; Fungi; Basidiomycota; Agaricomycetes; Boletales; Suillaceae
Exons: 8
Coding region: 1-1713 (570 amino acids)
Source: RefSeq, a predicted model, not a curated record
AUGAAAUUCACCAAAAGCUUCGCGGCUUUCAUUACCGCCGCCCUGCUUCCAACUUCCUUCGCUCAGACAUGGUGCGGAAAAAACUUCAUGUCAAAUCAGUCUGUCGUGCCCCCUGGCGGACAGUUUAUAUUGCCUACACCAAGUGUUGAACCCCUUCUGUCAUUCCGCUGUGCCCCUGUCUUCCGCCCAUACCUCGAAGAGGAUGCGAAGAGCGCAGCCUUUGUCGUUGACACAACAAUUGUCUACGACUGGAUUACCGGUGCUCAGCCCAUCUCCCUUCCUUCCAACUCAACUACUGGCUCCACUGGCCUAGGAACCCUCAGCGUCUCCAUCAGCGUCGGCUCCGUCCACGUCACCGCAAACGUCCCUCUGAACGCUACCGGCUUCCAAAUUCCCGUAGAUAUCAGCAAGCUCGAGGCUCAGAAGACCGCGUACAAUGUCAGCUGCUCCGCCAAAUACUCUGCCCCUUCGUCUUCCAAGUCCCAGCCUUCAUACAACCAGAAAUUCAAGACUAGCGCAUCCCUUUUGUAUCUCCCUGAUACGAAUGCCUCAGUCACUAAGACUGACCUGCGCACUGGCGCACUCUGGGUGAGGCCCGCAAGUGGCAAGGGCGGAGCGUUUGCGCCCUUUGUCCCUCAAGGUUUCUACAUAAGUUUCGACACCUAUCUGGCGAAAAAUUUAACCAUGAUCGAUCAGCUCAAAGCCGAUGGGUUUAACACUCUUCACCCAAUUCCUCCUUAUGACAACCUCACUAUUUUCCAAGAAGUCAUCAACAAGACCAUCAGUGCCGGCAUGUACAUCGUUUAUGAUAUGCGAUCGAACUAUCAAAACUUGACCGCUGUCGCUCAACAAGUAAACACAUACGCCUCAAUUCCUAACCUAUUGAACUGGGAGACCGCACACGAGCCCGAUGGCAACUCCGACCCCCAAAACGCGGCGCGGGCGACAUACGACUUGAUCUACCAGAUGGACGGAUACCACCCCAUCUCUAUCGUCCUGAAUUGCGAAGACUACAAUUUCUCGCCCUACGUCAAGGGUGCCGAUAUCGUUCUGCAGGAUGCUUAUCCUAUCGGUAUCAACGCCACAUAUUCACCUGUGUGGCACACAGCGUGUACCCCGGACUUUGGGCACUGUGGAUGCGACAACUGCCAGGGCGACUUGGCUGAUGUCAAGACCCGAGUUCAGACGUACAAGGAAAGGCUCAACAUCAUGGGCUUUGACCGCACCAAGUCCGUGUGGACCACGCCCCAGGCUUUCGGGAGCGGCGCAUACUGGAACACCACUCCCACUGGACAACAAUGGGCAGCUAUGGGAUUCACGUCCUUUAGCCACGGAGCACUAGGUUCCAAAUCCUACCAAUACCCAACCACAACAGGCAGCGUAACAACCAUCGAAGGCACAGCAACAAACCUCACCAUCCUAAUCCGCGACUUCAUCCAACCCUUCAUCGUCGACCCCAACGCGACGUUUGCGAGCUACGACUACCAAGGCGUGGAUGCGGGGUUGUGGCACAAUGGCACUGCGUAUUUGUUGUUGGUUUCGAAUUUGGUGAAUGCGGAGGUGUAUGUGCCGUGGAAGGAUGUGGGGCUGGGCGCGAUUACGAAUGCGACGACGCAGUUGCAGCGCGUGUUUUCGGUUUCGCAGAAUACUAAUGCUACGGGGUUGAAUUUUAGGCCGGGGGGAAUUGGGAUUUAUACUGCUACUCCUCCUUGA